Messenger RNA from Lepidothrix coronata (blue-crowned manakin), 6999 nucleotides. It is a transcript of the gene SRGAP3, whose product is annotated as SLIT-ROBO Rho GTPase activating protein 3. Gene Ontology annotation, molecular function: protein binding. Lineage: Eukaryota; Metazoa; Chordata; Aves; Passeriformes; Pipridae. Gene Ontology annotation, cellular component: cytoplasm. The record is from RefSeq and is a predicted model, not a curated record. Gene Ontology annotation, biological process: signal transduction; negative regulation of cell migration. The coding region runs from base 38 to 3340 and encodes 1100 amino acids. The transcript is spliced from 22 exons.
GGCGGCGGUCCCGGCGGGACCCGCGCCCUCCCGCACGAUGUCGGCGCAGGGCAAGUUCAAGAAGGACAAAGAGAUCAUCGCCGACUACGAGGCGCAGGUCAAAGAAAUCCGAACGCAGCUGGUGGAGCAGUUCAAAUGCCUGGAGCAGCAGUCGGAGUCGCGCCUGCAGCUGCUGCAGGACCUGCAGGAGUUCUUCCGCAGGAAGGCCGAGAUUGAGCUGGAGUACUCCCGGAGCCUGGAGAAGCUGGCUGAACGCUUCUCCUCCAAGAUCCGCAGUUCCAGAGAGCACCAGUUCAAAAAAGAUCAGCACCUCCUUUCCCCUGUGAACUGCUGGUACCUGGUCCUGACGCAGACCCGGCGGGAGAGCCGAGACCACGCCACCCUGAACGACAUUUUCAUGAACAACGUCAUCGUGCGGCUGUCGCAGAUCAGCGAGGAUGUCAUCAGGCUCUUUAAAAAGAGUAAGGAGAUUGGCCUGCAGAUGCAUGAAGAACUCCUGAAAGUCACCAAUGAGCUGUACACGGUGAUGAAGACCUACCACAUGUACCACGCAGAGAGCAUCAGCGCCGAGAGCAAGCUGAAGGAGGCGGAGAAGCAGGAGGAGAAGCAGUUCAACAAGUCAGGGGAUAUCAGCGUGAACCUGCUGCGGCACGAGGACCGGCCUCAGCGGCGCAGCUCCGUCAAGAAGAUUGAGAAGAUGAAAGAGAAGAGACAAGCCAAGUAUUCUGAAAACAAGCUGAAGUGUACUAAAGCCAGGAACGACUACCUGCUGAACCUGGCAGCCACCAACGCCGCCGUCAGCAAGUACUACAUCCACGAUGUGUCCGACCUCAUCGAUUGCUGUGAUCUGGGGUUCCACGCCAGCCUUGCUCGGACCUUCAGGACGUACCUGUCUGCCGAGUACAACCUGGAAACCUCCCGCCACGAGGGCCUGGACAUCAUUGAGAAUGCUGUGGACAACCUGGAUGCACGGAGCGACAAGCACACCAUCAUGGACAUGUGCAACCAGGUCUUCUGCCCGCCACUCAAGUUCGAGUUCCAGCCGCACAUGGGGGAUGAGGUGUGUCAGGUGAGCGCCCAGCAGCCUGUGCAGACCGAGCUGCUGAUGAGGUACCACCAGCUGCAGUCACGACUGGCCACCCUCAAGAUAGAGAACGAAGAGGUACGGAAAACGCUGGAUGCCACAAUGCAGACCUUGCAGGACAUGCUGACAGUGGAAGAUUUUGACGUUUCAGAUGCCUUCCAGCACAGCCGCUCCACUGAGUCCGUCAAAUCAGCUGCGUCGGAGACCUACAUGAGCAAAAUCAACAUCGCCAAGAGGAGAGCCAACCAGCAGGAGACAGAAAUGUUCUAUUUCUCAAAAUUUAAGGAGUAUCUGAAUGGCAGUAACCUCAUCACAAAGCUGCAGGCUAAACACGACCUGCUGAAGCAGACCCUGGGAGAAGGUGAAAGAGCUGAGUGCGGAACAACCAGGCCCCCAUGUCUUCCCCCUAAGCCACAGAAAAUGAGGAGACCUAGGCCUCUCUCAGUCUAUAAUCAUAAACUCUUUAACGGCAAUAUGGAAACGUUCAUUAAGGAUUCGGGACAGGCCAUUCCACUUGUCGUAGAGAGCUGCAUCCGCUACAUCAACCUGUACGGCCUCCAACAGCAGGGCAUCUUCAGAGUCCCUGGCUCCCAGGUGGAAGUCAACGACAUCAAGAACUCGUUUGAGAGAGGUGAAGAUCCCCUCGCUGAUGAUCAGAAUGAACGGGACAUUAACUCAGUGGCUGGAGUCUUGAAGCUGUAUUUCCGAGGACUGGAAAACCCCCUCUUUCCUAAGGAAAGGUUUCAAGAUUUGAUAUCUACCAUAAAAAUGGAGAACCCCGCUGAGAGAGUGCACCAGAUCCAGCAGAUCGUCGUCACUCUGCCUCGGGCUGUCAUCGUGGUCAUGAGAUACCUCUUUGCUUUCCUUAACCACCUGUCGCAGUACAGCGAUGAGAACAUGAUGGAUCCCUACAACCUGGCCAUCUGCUUCGGGCCCACGCUGAUGCACAUUCCCGACGGGCAGGAUCCGGUGUCCUGCCAGGCCCACGUCAAUGAGGUCAUCAAAACCAUCAUCAUUCACCACGAGGGAAUCUUCCCCAGCCACCGAGAGCUGGAAGGGCCUGUCUACGAGAAGUGCAUGACUGGAGGGGAGGAGUACUGCGACAGCCCGCACAGCGAGCCAGGCACCAUCGACGAGGGGGACCACGACAACGGGACGGAGCCGCACACCAGCGACGAUGAGGUGGAGCAGAUUGAAGCUAUAGCCAAGUUUGACUACAUUGGACGAUCUCCACGGGAGCUCUCCUUCAAGAAAGGGGCCUCACUCCUGCUGUACCAUCGGGCAUCAGAAGACUGGUGGGAAGGAAGACACAACGGGGUGGAUGGGCUUAUCCCCCACCAGUACAUCGUGGUGCAAGACAUGGAUGACGCGUUCUCUGACAGCCUGAGCCAGAAGGCAGACAGCGAGGCGAGCAGUGGGCCACUGCUUGAUGAUAAAGCCUCCUCCAAGAACGACAUCCAGUCUCCAACGGAUCAUAUCAUGGACUAUGGCUUCGGGGGAGUGAUGGGCAGGGUGAGGUUGAGGUCUGACGGCGCAGCCAUCCCUCGGCGCCGCAGCGGGGGAGACACCCACAGCCCGCCCCGAGGGAUGGGGCCUGGCAUAGACACCCCUCCUCGAGCAGCAGCCUGCCCCAGCAGCCCCCACAAGAUCCCCCUCAACAGGGGCAGGAUCGAGAGUCCUGAGAAGCGCAGGAUGGCGACGUUUGGCAGCGCGGGCAGCAUCAAUUUUCCAGACAGGAAGACCCUGGCUGAUGGCCACCCCCUGAGAUCAACCUGUGGGUCCACCCGGCACAGCAGCCUUGGAGACCAGAAAUCUCUGGAAGCAGAAGCUCUUGCUGAGGACAUCGAGAAGACCAUGAGCACGGCACUGAACGAGCUGCGGGAGCUGGAGAGGCAGAACACGGCCAAGCAGGCCCCCGACGUGGUCCUGGACACGCUGGAGCCCAUGAAGAACCCGCCAAUGGGCGCCGCCAACUCGGAGCCGGCCAGCCCCCUGCACACCAUCCUGAUCCGGGACCCCGACGCGGCCAUGCGGCGCAGCAGCAGCUCCACCACCGAGAUGAUGACCACCUUCAAGCCGGCACUGUCGGCCCGGCUGGCCGGGGCGCAGCUGCGGCCGCCGCCCAUGCGGCCGGUGCGGCCGGUGGUGCAGCACCGCUCCAGCAGCAGCAGCAGCUCGGGGGUGGGCAGCCCUGCUGUCACCCCCACCGAGAAGCUCUUCCCCAGCGGCUCGGUGGAUAAAUCGGGCACCAUGUAGGCUGGGGCGCGGGGACCGCAGUGGGAGAGCCGGGGCCCGGAUGGCGGGAGUGGGGCCCGACACGGCAAAGCCUCUCUGGGCCAAGCCGGGGGUCAGAGCCCUGCUGGGGGGAGCCUCUCCAAAAGGGAACACAUGCAUAGCCUGGGCCUGGUGCUGUACAUACGUGAGUGUGUGUAUAUGUACAUAUGUGUGCACACACCCUCUCCAUGCAGAAACACUUCCCGAGCUUGCAGUCCUACGGCAGGAGGAGACAGCGGGUCUGCGUGUCGGCACUGGAGAACACAUACUCUCUGUAGGAGUAUAUAUUAAAAACAAAGUGUACAGAAUUCAGUGACUUUUUAAAACAGUAGAUUUACCUCAGAAACUGGCUCUGAAAUGUCCUCUCUGGAGAUGGUGGGUUGGGCUGGGUUUCCCAGACUCUGUGCACGUGUGGAGGCCCACACUGCAGCAGCCAUGCAUCGAGCAAUACAAGGCCAUCCUGGAAUUUUGUUUCUGCACCUCUUGGCAUUUAAAAAAAAAGGGAUGGGGAUACAGUGGGGUCUGUUCACUGCUGGGUUGUAGAGAAGAGCUGGAAAUCCAUAAAUGAUGGUGUGCGUCCAGCCAGCUGGAGUCUGUUCAGUCCUGAAUCCUGAGACAUCUUUGUGUGCCUGUGACGCCCUGGGCAGCAGGGACAGAGUGAGCUGUGUGCCAUGAGUGGGGACAGAGCAAGGUGUGCACCAUCACCUCCACACAGGAGGAGGAUGCUGUGCUGCACUGAGGCCAUGGAACGCUGCUUUUCUGGAAGGUUUCAGAGUGAACAAGGACUGGUGACAAACCUGUGGUAAAGUAUGGAGUAACUUACACAGUUUGGAGAUCCUUCAUCUCCCUUUCCCUGCACACUUUUCUUUUUUUUUUUUUUUUAAUUAAUAAGAAGACAACCCAAUGGUCUCUCUACAGUCAGGUAUAAGCAGUCAGGAGGCUUUGGCACCACCACGUUCCUCGGUGUGAAGCUGCCCAGCGGCACAGGGGGGUCUCGGUUCAGAGAGUGUCAUCCUGCAUGAGAAGCAUGAGCCAUAUUUGACCGUGUCAGAUGCAGAACCGAUCUGAUGGGUGACACUUUGCACUUUCUGUACUGUACCAUAUAAUACAACUGUUUGAGUUAUGCAAAGGAACCUACAUUUUGUUUUACCCAGAGAAAAAAUAUGCAGAAAGCUGGGGAUUGCAUGGUCCUUUCUGAUAAUCCAGACUCCGCUCUAAGCGCUGAAUCCAAGACGCUCUGUGCUUCUCCUGCAGCUUUUCCUUGUACAGAUUUCCAUGCAAUACCCCAUGGUUUGAUUUGUCACUUCCCCAUGGUCAUGUACUAAUGGCUCCUUAAUGUCCAUCCUUCCUCCCUGCUAUCUCUGACCCUGCUGCUCUGUCUGUGCCUGGGCAAAGAUGCCCGCGAACCCUCCUGCCUCACCCAGCAGCCACCCACCCCUGCCCGGGCCUUUGCUUUGUCUCCCCUUCAUCUUCCUCACCUCUUCAGCACCACUGCGGACCCCAGCUCUGCAGGAGGAGCAGCUUGACUUCCAGAAGGUGGAGGAGGCACCGGCCAGAGCAGCAGAGCCCACUGGUCCUGCCAGGGCUUGUGUCUCAGCCUGGGAGCUCACCCUCAUGUGAGGCCGCCUGCACCUCCAUAUGUGCCCCUCUCUACCUGCCCCUCCACGCCUGCACUUCCAUAUCCAUACCUGCACACCUGAACCUUCAUAUCUGCCCCUCCACGCCUGUGCCUCCACGCACCGGGCACGGAGCGGGGUCACAGACCCGUCGGGACCGGCUGGUGCCUGUCCCUGUCCCGUGCCCAGCGCACGUGUCCCCUUGCUCUGCCAGCCCUGUAUAUAUUGCCCUACUUGCUUAACUGCUGGAAAGUAACUGUUAACCUGUAAACUGUAAAAAAUAGGCUAAGAUUAGAUAAAAGCCGAUGCCACUCACCAAAUCUUUGCACUUAGUAGGUAGCUCGAUGUAAAAAUAAACCCAGUAAUAAUAAUAGUAACCCUGAAGGGAAGCGAAGCCGCCGGCGCCCCUCUCAGAGCCCGGGGGGAGCAGCUCUGCCCGUGUCCCUCCCUGUCACGUUGGCAGGGACUACGGUGUGUGUGUGCUUGUCCGUGAACGUCCUUGGCGUUUGUAAUGACCACAGUUGGUUCAUGUUGGUGUUUAUUUCUCCAUCAUCCCCCUUUCCUGGCGCAGGCCCUGGCCCGGCCCAGCGCAGUGGCAGCAGAUGUUCCACCAGGCUGGGCUGCUCAGGGCCGUGUGCUGGGAAGGGAAGGACCCAUUUGGCACGAGCGCUGUGUAUCUGUUGCCAGUAAUUAUUAUUUUUGUUUCCGUUUAGUUCCUGGAGAACAUUCACUUUGCCAGUUUCCUUUUUUUUAAUAUUAUUUCCAAGAUGACUUGAGAGCAAACCUAUGUUCACUAGGGGUUUUAUUUCCUCCCUUCUUACUUUUGGAGAUACGGUACAAGUUCCAGUGUCUUUCUAUUAAAUUAUUGCCUUUCGUUUUCCUUUGUUUUGUUUUGUUGUGGGUUUUUAAUACAAUUGUUUUCUUAUCUUUAAGUGCCUUUUUGAGCACCAGAACAAACAGUUGGAGUUCAGGCCUGGGAGCUGUACACACAUGGGUUCGUCUGGGCAGCUGUGUUGUGCUGGGGGCGAUUGCUUUUAAAGUCCUUCCAUUUUUCUGUUUGAUGAAAAGGGAACCAAGACUUUUUGUUGGAGAAUAAACUCCCCCUUUGUAAUACAGUAUUCCAAGUGUAGUUUUAACUACUGUAAAUUUAAGGGAAGAAAUGUAUUUUUCUGUAAGCGAACUUGGCACAAAAUUGAGCCACGUACAUUGUAGGAGCAUCAUAACUGGAACCUGCUCAUGGUUUGUGAGUAACCAACCCUGACCCUCGGUACUGCCCCGAGGGCACAGACUGUGCGUGGGCCUCAGAGUUCACAGAGUUUCCCUGUGCCAGCCCAGGGCCGGGAGCGGGGUGGGGUGUGCUCCUGCCCCCCUGCAGCACCGCGGGCGAGGGGCCGCGCAGCCCCCGGGACCCCCAGCCCUGAGGGGGGGCGGCUGUUCCUCUGCUGUGCAGAGCGAGCGCCAACCUUGGCCCGGCUCCCUCGGCCCUGCCCCAUCCAUGCCAUGGUGCCGGGGCAGUUUGGCCCUCGCCUGCCCUCACCAGGGCCUGGCAUGGCCUGCGAUGGUGCUGACCAAGUGUGAUGGUACCGCAGCAGAGCCCCUUCCCUGUACAGACCCUCAGCGGCGCGCGCGGUGCCGGGGCGGCGAUGACAGUGCACUUUGUUCCUUAGGCUGAAGUCCCCUGGUAGGUCGUUUUUGUAACCCCGGGUGUGUCAUUUAACUAGCGGUGUUGUGGUUCUCGGGGGCGGCAGUAGAUGUCCCGAGUCUGAUGUGCUUCGCGUGGCUGGGCCGUGAGCUGUGGUGGGGACGGGGUUGGUUACGCUGGGCAGCCGUGGGAGACUGUGGCUGCUGCCCCUUGUACCAGUCAUCCUCCUCCUCCCCGGUGUUGUCUCUGUAACGUAUGGUGAGAUGCCGUCAGCUAGAGUGUCUGAGUGGGUCCUUGUGUGUGCUGGUGAUGCCAUGUAGAUGAAGCAACUGGUUGGGUGUGGACUCAUCCCGUUGAAUAAACUGCUUAACUUUUCUCAAAAA